GGGUGUGGCCAACAGGUAAGCCAUGUUUAAACCUGUUCACCUUGUCUGCUGCAACACCUUGAAGCAGUCUACACUCCACACACACUCUCCACUGAAUCACAAACUUAACUGGAUCAUAUUAUAUUCAUAUUUUGUAGCAGUACAUAUCAUCAGGCAUCAUGUCUAUCGUGGUGUAUUUCAGCAGCGUCAGCGGAUCCAGAGAGCUAAAGCAACAGCAGAGCCAGAUCUUCUCCUUCCUGGACUCUAAGAAGAUCAAGUACCAGGCAGUGGACAUCACCCAGGGGUCAGAGAUCAAAGAGGAGAUGAGGAAGAAGACGGGAAACCCCGCCGCUCUGCCACCACAGGUCUUCAACAAGGAUGUCUACUGCGGGGACUUCUCUGUGUUUUAUGAGGCGGUGGAGACUGGAAAAGCAGAGGCCUUCUUUAAGCUGUAACAGACAGAGGAAGAUCACCUGCCAGAAGACUCUCCCCUCCACUUCAGAAAGUAUUCACACCCCAUUACUUAUUCCCCAUUGUGUUGUGUUACAGCCUGAAUUCAAAUGGAUUGAAAAUGUUUGCAAAUUUAUUGAAAAUGAAAUACAGAAAUAUCUCAUUUACAUAGGUAUUCACACCCCUGAGUCAAUACAUGUUAGAAUCACCUUAGGCAGUGAGUACAGCUCUGAGUCUCCCUGGAUGUCUCUAAGAGCUUUGAGUCUCCUGGAUGUCUCUAAGAGCUUUGAGUCUCCCUGGAUGUCUCUAAGAGCUUUGAGUCUCCCUGGAUGUCUCUAAGAGCUUUGAGUCUCCCUGGAUGUCUCUAAGAGCUUUGAGUCUCCCUGGAUGUCUCUAAGAGCUUUGAGUCUCCCUGGAUGUCUCUUAAGAACUUUGCUCACCUGGAUUAUACAACAUCUGCACACUAUUCUGUUUUAAAUUCUUCAUGCUAGUCAAGUUUUCUAGACAGCCAUUUCCAAGUCUUGCCAUAGAUUUUCAAGCUAAUUUAAGUCAAAACUGUAACUAGGCCACUCAGGAAUAUUCAGUGUAGUCUUGGUAAGCAACUACAGUGUAGAUUUGGCCUUGUGUUUUAGGUUAUUGUCCUGCUGAAAAGGUGAAUUCAUCUCCCAGUGUCGGUUGGAAAGUAUACUGAACCAGGUUUUCCUCUUGGAUUUUGCCUGUGCUUAGCUCUGCUUAGUUUCUUUGAUCCUAAAAAACUCUCUAGUCCUUGCUGAUGACAAGCAUACCCAUAACAUGAUGCAGCCACCACCAUGCUUGAAAAUAUGAAGAGUGGUACUCAGUGAUGUGUUGUGUUGAAUUUGCUCCAAACAUAACACUUUGUAUUCAGGACAUAAAGUGAAUGUCUUUGCCAAAUGUUUUGCAGUUUUACUUUAGUGCCUUGUUGCAAACAGGAAGCGUGUUUUGGAAUAUUUGUAUUCUGUACAGGCUUCCUUCUUUCACUCUGUCAUUUAGGUUAGUAUUGUGGAGUAACUACAAUGUUGUUGAUCCAUCCUCAGUUUUCUCCUAUAACAGCCAUUAAACUCUGUAACUGUUUUAAAGUCACCAUUGGCCUCAUGGUGAAAUCCCUGAGUGGUUUCCUUCCUCUCCGGCAACUGUGUUAGGAAGGACACCUUUAUCUUUGUAGUGACUGGGUGUAUUGAUACACCAUCCAAAGUGUAAUUAAUAACUUCACCAUGCUCGAGGAAUAUUCAAUGUCUGCAUUUUUAAACACUAUCAUUGCACACAGAGCGAGUACAUGCAACUUCUGAGACUUGUUAAGCAAAUAUUUACUCCGGAAUUUAUUUAGGCUCGCCAUAACAAUGGGAUUGAAUACGUGACUCAUUUCAGCUUUUCAUUUUUAUUGAUUUGUAUAAACAUGUUAAAAAAAUAAACAUAAUUCUACUUUAAAAUGGGCCAUUGUGUGUAAGCCAGGGACACAUCUCACAAGUUAAGGGGUGUGAAGGCUUUCUGAAUGUAAAACCAUUGUCUUGUUAAGGGGUGUGAAGGCUUUCUGAAUGUAAAACCAUUGUCUUGUUAAGGGGUGUGAAGGCUUUCUGAAUGUAAAACCAUUGUCUUGUUUAGCAAAAUACAAGUUUUCAUAUAUUUGUUA
Oncorhynchus kisutch (coho salmon) is the source of this 2077-nucleotide messenger RNA. Its product is annotated as SH3 domain-binding glutamic acid-rich-like protein 3. Gene Ontology annotation, cellular component: cytoplasm. The coding region runs from base 159 to 434 and encodes 91 amino acids. The record is from RefSeq and is a predicted model, not a curated record. The transcript has 3 exons. Lineage: Eukaryota; Metazoa; Chordata; Actinopteri; Salmoniformes; Salmonidae.